This is a messenger RNA of Amoebophrya sp. A120, 355 nucleotides long. NCBI's taxonomy places the organism in Eukaryota, Dinophyceae, Syndiniales, Amoebophryaceae. The record is from the annotation of a GenBank genome assembly.
AUGCCAGCGGCAAGAGGAGGCGCCAACGGCAAACUCCCCCCCGGUGGCCGGGCACUGCUAAAACGGGCGGUGAAACGUCACUGGGGGUGCAGAAGUGGUCUAACCACUCCUGCAGAAGCAUUUACCUUCAGGAAUUGCACUACAGUAUGUGGGAGGCUUUUACCGCUCACCUUGAGAAGCGCACACGUCAUUCUAUUUCUGAUUCCUUGCUUUGGUCGCGGCCUUGAUGUUUAUUUCCGAGGUUUGUAUUCUUUCUUGUUUUGUCUUUGUCACGCUGAGCUACUGCCGCAAAACGAACAAGGACUUUUCGACUAACGAUGCGCUACUUGUCAUUUACGAAAAUAAAGUCGUCGAC